Molecule: messenger RNA, 1143 nt
Organism: Sorex fumeus (smoky shrew)
Lineage: Eukaryota; Metazoa; Chordata; Mammalia; Eulipotyphla; Soricidae
Gene: LRTM2
Product: leucine rich repeats and transmembrane domains 2
Exons: 3
Coding region: 3-1112 (369 amino acids)
Cellular component (GO): plasma membrane
Molecular function (GO): protein binding
Source: RefSeq, a predicted model, not a curated record
GUAUGCUGGCCCCAGGCAGCGGCGCCGAACAGAGCAGACGCGGCCUGGCGUGGAGGCAGUUCUCCUGGCUCACCUGCUGGGUCGCCGUGUGUGCCGCGGAGGCGCUGCCCAUGUGCCCCUUCUCCUGCAAGUGUGACAGCAGCCGCCUGGAGGUGGACUGCAGCGGCCUGGGCCUCACCGACGUGCCCCCGGACCUGCCCGCCGCCACCCGGACCCUCCUGCUCUUGAACAACAGACUGACCACCCUGCCGAGCUGGGCCUUCGCCAACCUGUCCAGCCUGCAGCGGCUGGACCUCUCCAACAACUUCCUGGACCAGCUGCCGCGCUCCGUCUUCCGGGACCUGAGCAACCUGACGGAGCUGCAGUUGCGGAACAAUAGCAUCAGGACCCUGGACAGGGACCUCCUGCAGCACGCGCCCCUGCUCCGCCACCUGGACCUGUCCCUCAACGGCCUGGCCCAGCUGCCCUCGGGCCUCUUCGACGGGCUUCCGGCCCUGCGCUCCCUGUCGCUGCGCUCCAACCGCCUGCAGAAGCUGGACAGACUGACCUUCGAGCCCCUGGGCAGCCUGCAGCUGCUCCAGGUUGGGGACAACCCCUGGGAAUGCGACUGCAGCCUGCGGGAGUUCAAGCACUGGAUGGAGUGGUUCUCCUACAGAGGGGGGCACCUGGACCAGCUCGCCUGCACCUUGCCCAAGGAGCUGAGAGGGAGGGACAUGCGCGUGGUCCCCAUGGAGAUGUUCAACUACUGCACCCAGUUGGAGGACGAGAACAGCUCCGCCGGGCUGAACGUUCCUGGGCCGCCCUGCACCAAAGCCAGCCCGGAGCCCGCUAAGCCCAAGCCGGGGGCUGAGCCUGAGCCAGAACCCAGCACAGCCUGUCCUCAGAAGCAGAGGUACCGGCCCGUGAGCGUGCGGAGGGCGAUCGGCACGGUCAUCAUUGCGGGCGUGGUGUGUGGCAUCGUCUGCAUCAUGAUGGUGGUGGCUGCGGCCUACGGCUGCAUCUAUGCGUCCCUCAUGGCCAAGUACCACCGGGAGCUGAAGAAGCGCCAGCCUCUGAUGGGGGACCCAGAGGGCGGGCACGAGGACCAGAAGCAGGUCUCGUCUGUGGCAUGAGUGCCCCUCCCCACCUGGCCCCGGGAGGCGG